This is a messenger RNA of Chelonoidis abingdonii (Abingdon island giant tortoise), 3888 nucleotides long. It is a transcript of the gene SKIL, whose product is annotated as SKI like proto-oncogene. Gene Ontology annotation, cellular component: cytoplasm; nucleus; transcription regulator complex. Gene Ontology annotation, molecular function: DNA-binding transcription factor activity, RNA polymerase II-specific; SMAD binding; RNA polymerase II cis-regulatory region sequence-specific DNA binding. Lineage: Eukaryota; Metazoa; Chordata; Testudines; Testudinidae. The record is from RefSeq and is a predicted model, not a curated record. Gene Ontology annotation, biological process: negative regulation of transforming growth factor beta receptor signaling pathway; negative regulation of transcription by RNA polymerase II; negative regulation of BMP signaling pathway.
GCCCGCCCGGUUGGUGCCCGCGCGCCGCCGUCUCCGCAGUGAGGUCACGGGUGGGCGGCGCGUGCGCGGUUUCUGCUCCACUGUUGGGGUGUCGGAGACCCUACGAUGCAGGGUUAUAUAAAUGGAUUGACAGAGAUUUGUAUUACUAGCCCAAAAAAUGAAUCUUGCCUGUGGCCUGGAUCUUAUUUUCAUUGCCAGUAAUUUGGGGUAGGAAAACUGAUACAUGCUAGGGUAAUUUUUACUGAUGCUGACACUAUAGGGAUGUUUAGUUUCCACCAGGAAUCCUGGAUCAGCCUUUAAUUUGUGGAUUUAUCACUGAAUUACUAUAAUAAAUUUCUCCACCACUGGAGGUGUUGUUAUUUAAACUUUGCUGCACAAUAAAUAAAUAAAGCAACUAAGCUCUGUGCUUGAUCCUAUGAGUUGAAAGGGAUGUGCUGCAUAAAGUAUACACACAAUUAUCUUUUGGAAGAUUUGCAUUAACACUAGCACUGCUCAGUGAGAACAAGUGAUAAUUUUUGUAUUUAAUACUUAAAUGCAAGCAUAUAUAUGAAAAGCCAGUAUGUUUUUUUAAAAGAAAAACUUGAUCAAAACCAGAUGUUUUUUGCACCAAACCGCAAUUUUUCUACUAGAUUAAUUCAUUAGAAUGAUAUCUAAAUAAUGGUAUAGGGGUAUGAAAUUAUAACCUUUUGUAUGCACGUUGUGCUGUUCAUUUAAUAAAAGAGAACUGAACAAAUAUUUUUAAACCCAAAAUAAAACUCUUCUUAACCCUUCCACCCUUGACUUUGAUGCUACUACAUGCAAAGCGGAUUACAUUUGUAACUCUUGAGGUCAAAGGAUUAAAUCCUCACUUUAAGGAGGUGGCGCAACAUUUGCUGGGUGUGGGAUAAUUAAAAUAGUUGGAAAUUGGCGUGUUUUUAAGAAAAACAAAACAAACACGUAAUUAGGAAGAUGCACAUUUCAAACUUAUUUAUUUAAAAUUCUGCAGUUCAGUGAUGGAAAGUCCACAAACAGAUUUCUCUGUAAGUCCAGGUUCUGAGCAAAAAGAGAGUGAGGUCCAAGAAGAUGGCAGUCCACCAGUAAAAAAAGUAAUGACAGAAAAGCAUGUCAAUAGCAAAGUACAAGCUGUACUAAAUAAAUUGCCAACAAUAAAGAAGGAAAAUGUGGAUGAAUAUGAAGAAACUCCCAUGGAGUCUGAUGGAGAAAAUGCCAAACCAAACAGUACUACGUUAUCUGAGUCUUUGAAUUUAAAUCCUGGUUUGAAACACACAUUGGCACAGUUCCAUUUAAGCAGCCAGAGUUCACUGGGUGGACCAGCAGCUUUUUCAGCUCGUUAUUCCCAAGAAAGCAUGUCACCUACUGUCUUUGUGCCUCUUCCAUCACCACAGAUACUUCCUAGUCCACUGCUUAUUCCUUCAGACAGUUCCACUGAGCUCACUCAGAGUAUAUUGGAGGGAGAAUCUAUUUCUUGUUUUAAAGUUGGAGGGGAAAAGAGACUCUGUUUGCCUCAAGUGUUGAAUUCAGUGCUCCGAGACUUUUCACUACAGCAAAUUAAUACAGUGUGCGAUGAACUGUAUAUAUACUGCUCGAGGUGCACUUCUGACCAGCUUCACAUCCUAAAGGUUUUGGGAAUCCUUCCAUUUAAUGCCCCAUCCUGUGGGUUGAUCACACUGACUGAUGCUCAAAGACUAUGCAAUGCUUUACUACGUCCUCGCACUUUUCCUCAAAAUGGCACUCUGCUUCCUGCAAAAAACACAUUGUUCCAAUUGAAAGAGACUGGCAGUGCCUUUGAAGUAGAGCAUGAAUGCUUGGGCAAGUGCCAGGGUUUGUUUGCACCUCAAUUUUAUAUUCAGCCGGAUGCUCCGUGUAUCCAGUGUUUGGAGUGCUAUGGAAUGUUUUCACCCCAGACAUUUGUGAUGCAUUCGCAUAGAUCUCCUGACAAGAGGACCUGCCACUGGGGCUUUGAAUCAGCCAAAUGGCAUUGUUAUCUUCAUGUUAACCAAAAAUAUUUAGGCACUUCAGAGGAGAGAGAACUGAAGCAUCUUUUGGAGGAAAUGAAGGAGAAGUUUAGCAUGAAAAAUCCGAAAAGAAUUCAAUCCAAAGCAGAUCCUCAGCAAAGCCUAGAAUUGCAGCAAUGGUAUCCAGUUAUAAAGCAUGAAGCAGACCCUGUUACUCAGUCACAUUCAUUUGUCCAUCCCAGCUAUUAUCUUUACAUGUGUGAUAAAGUGGUUGCUCCAAAUGUAUCCCUUACAUUGCAAUGUAAAGAAGCUACAAAAACAGCAGUCAAGAUUUCAGAAGUAAUUAAAUCUUUACCUGGACAGUCACAGAAACAAGUCAAUAGUGUUAAACACAAAAAAGCUGCCUCAUAUCCAGAACUCUCUCUUGAAGAGCAGGAAAAAAUCGACUUAAAAACUAGCACAGAACUGCAUAAAAGUGUGGAUCCGCCUAUGUCAACUAAUUCUACAAGACGAGGGAAAUCUGAACAUGCCACUUCCAAAGCCACUGCAAAAUCUAACCAGGUUGAAAUAGGCAAUGGUGCACAAACCUCAUCCGCAACUACUAUCAAGGACAUCAGUUGUGAAGAUGACAAGGGAAGAAUCAUGGAGGAAGUAAUGAAAACCUACCUUAAACAGCAAGAAAAACUGAAUGCUAUUUUGCAAAAGAAGCAGCAGCUUCAAAUGGAAGUGGAAAUGUUAAGUAACUCUAAAGUUAUGAAGGAACUAACUGAGGAGCAGCAGAAUUUACAGAAAGAACUUGAAUCUUUGCAAACUGAGCAUGCUCAAAGAAUGGAAGAAUUUUAUGUUGAGCAGAGAGACUUGGAGAAAAAACUGGAACAAGUGAUGAGGCAGAAGUGUACCUGUGACUCCAAUUUAGAAAAGGACAAAGAAGCUGAAUAUGCAGCACAGUUGGCAGAACUAAGACAGAGACUGGAUCAUGCAGAGACAGAUAGACAAGAGCUCCAAGAUGAACUGAGACAAGAACGAGAAGCAAGAGAAAAGUUAGAGAUGAUGAUUAAGGAACUGAAGCUUCAGAUUUUGAAAUCUUCAAAGAAUGGCAAAAGAAAAUAGAAGUUGGUAGAGGGAAUCUCAGUUGUAUCUUUCAAGCUGGGUUGUUUGUAGUUGAACUGUGUGCAAUUUACCUGUAUGAUAAGACAAAGUAUUUGUAGUUCCCAAAACAAAAACCAAGGUGAUGAUAUAUAUCUUGAUAUACAUUUUUAGAUUUUCUUAACUAAUGAAAAUCUGCAUUUCUUUGUACUGGUGUUUUUUCUCAGACAGCUAUUAAUAGUAUGAAACCUUUUGUUUUAGAACAAUUUCUUCCUAUAUUUCUAAGGCAGGCUUGAGGACUCUGCACCUUUUUAAAGUAGCAUUAUAUGUUUAAAAUAUACUGUUGUCAUUUUUAUUUUGCUGCCCAUUGCAUAUCCAGUUAUAGAAAUAUGUAUUUUUUAAUUUUGAUCAUUUCAAAACCUAAAAUAGAAAAACAGAAUUUAGGUUACAAUGAAAAAUUCCGUGACAAUAAGGGCAGCUUUUCAUUUGUAAAUUAAUGCUGCAUGUUGGCAUGCUGAUAAAGGAAGAUUGACCAUCAGAAAUUUAAUAGCCAGAGUUUUUUUCCAUAAUUUCAUCUGUAUGAAUUUUCAAACUGUUAUUUUUAAUAGUUGCUAUUAAAUGUCUAUUAUCAAAAUGGAAGGAUUUCAAAAUCUAAGUUGUGGUAUUCUGUUGGCAUUUUGGAGGAUGAUAACAUUAUUAUGCAUUUCAGUGUGAAAAGGAACAACUGAAACGGAAUCCUGUGCAUUUUAAAGUAUAAAAAUCUCCUUCCCUCUGCUCCCAGCCCAUCUCCCUCCUUUCCUUCCUCCCUCCCCAGCCUUUUCAUGUAACAGCUAUUGAAGAAAGUCUU